Molecule: messenger RNA, 414 nt
Organism: Cotesia congregata
Lineage: Eukaryota; Metazoa; Arthropoda; Insecta; Hymenoptera; Braconidae
Source: the annotation of a GenBank genome assembly
UACUUGUAUUUAAGUAAUCUAUUUUAUCUUAAUACACCUACAAUCAUGGCACCGAAGAACAAAGAAAACACAAAUAAUCGGAAAAAAAAACAAAGCGACGAUGAUGAUGAUGAUGUUGAUUACCGUCGACGACGUGAUAGAAAUAAUCAGGCAGUAAAACGAUCACGAGUAAAAAGUAAAUUAAGAACACAGCAGACAUUAGAGCGUGUUAAUCAAUUAAAAACAGAAAAUGAAUUAUUAGAAGAAAAAAUAAAAAUGCUUUCUAAGGAAUUGGGUUUCUUAAAAGAUUUAUUUUUAGCACAUGCAGGCUCGAACUCAAAUCCCGCAAUAAAUCUUCAAGAUAUAGACAUAAAUGCGAUUUUAGCAAAUGAUUCAGAGGCUGAUCACAAGAUCAAUAUGAAGGCUGAUACGUAA